AUGACUCUGAACCAGAACAUUUUUGUGUAUGAGGAAGAAAUCCUUUUCAACUUGAUUGACCAUGGGCGUUAUGAAAAAUUGCUAAACAUUCCUGGAAUCGAUGUUUAUGGUGGGAAACCUUUUACGCUUCGGAUCUAUUGCAGCUUGGAUUUUCCGAAUCAUUGCAUGCAUGGGUGGAUUUCUUACAGCUGGUGUCAUUUGAAACAGAGCAGUGGUUGUAUUGGAUGCUGUACUAAGCCGAAAUUGAUUUCUGCACGUAAUGAGCCCUUGCAAGGUCCGAAACAUCACACUUUGACGGCUUCAAAACCUAACAUAUCUGAGGAUUUCUGGACUACCAGCGCGUGUGAGAUGGAUAAUAGCGCAGUUCAGUCAUUUGGAAGCAUCUCGCCAAUAAGUUCAUCAACACAAAUUUAUGAUGCUAGCAGUUCGAACAACCCUUCUGAAUAUAUAAAUCAUGGUCUUCUUCUCUGGAACCAAACUAGACAGAAAUGGAUAGGAAAUAAGAAGUCAGAGAAAUUGCCGCAGAAGCAUCAUGAACCCAGGUUGAGUUGGAAUGCAACCUAUGAUAGUUUGCUCAGCAGCAACAAGCCAUUCCCCAAGCCGAUUCCUCUGGCUGAAAUGGUAGAUUUUUUAGUUGACAUUUGGGAGCAAGAAGGGCUGUAUGAUUGAUAUAGUAUAAGCAGUAGAUUUUGAUUGUCGGCCGGAUAGUAGGACUCAACGCUGCUGUUGUAAAAUGUUUAAAGUUACUUCUUAAGAAUGGAUGAUUGCACAUAAAUGGCAUGUUUGGUAUGCUCAACUCGAUAGCACUGAAUAAGAAUAAGAAAUUGAAAUUUUGUCCAUUGUACUGUGCAGUGCCGUCUAAUGUGUACCAAAGAUACCAGAAAUGUACUGUGAAUCGAAUAUAAGUGUGGCAUGAUGCCUUUUCAGUCGUGCACAUUCAUCACAAGUUAUCGUGUUCAAUACUUUAUAAUAUAUAAUAGAACUCAUUGCCUUUGCCAGUCUUGGCAAUGGAUCUUUUCACUUUU
Molecule: messenger RNA, 1025 nt
Organism: Olea europaea var. sylvestris
Lineage: Eukaryota; Viridiplantae; Streptophyta; Magnoliopsida; Lamiales; Oleaceae
Exons: 6
Coding region: 1-669 (222 amino acids)
Source: RefSeq, a predicted model, not a curated record